GGGCACUCUGUGGUGUUUUGUCUGCAUUUGUCAAUAAUGUCCAGGUUAAUCCACUAAACUGCAUCAUGCCUAGUAUUCUGUCUGGAGAGCUCUGGUCUUGACCUGCUUUCUGACUGGCUCUUAUCCAUGUAGACACUCAGACCUAGUGACACAAGCCACCUGUAGCUUUUACAGGGAGGGGCUGAGGGUUGUGUACAAUAACACCAACUGUGAUGUAAACAGCAAGCUACUUAAAAACAUGUUAAAUGUUAAGGUGGCAUUGGAUGACAGAGGACUGAUUCCAGUUAAUACUUCCCAGUAAGGUUUGCCAGGGUGACCUAAACAAAGUGUUAUGCAAAAAUAAAUCUACAUUCAUAGAUUGCCAGUGUUACAAUCCACCAAUAAGGAAUGCAAGGAUCAGUUCAUUAUGGUUACUUUAAGCAUAUGGGAAAGCUCUCAGAAGAACUGCAUUGUUAAGUUUAGCCACCAGAGUGCGUGAUCACCUGAGGAUAAUUUGUCUCUAGGCUGGUAAGAGGGUGUUACAAGCAUACCGUUUCCUUAUCUGCACCCUAUUUGAAUGCACCCUCCGUGUGCAGUGUUUUGACAUGAGAGUAAGAGGUUGACACUGCUUGGCUUGUUUUAUUCACAUGUGCCAAACAAAACACAGUUGUGCAUUGUAAAACCUGUAAAUGCAUUCAACUGACACAGCAGCGUCUAAGCAGAUGUGCCAUUGGCCGCUCAAACUGAAGCGGCAGAGUACUUCAACAGGAAACUUAACAGUGUGUGGUUAGCCAAGCAUUGCUGUGCACUUUGCUGCAUACAGGAAGCUUAUAUCAGUCUUUGGCCUACAGUCGGAAAACUGAUACUUUGACCGUGAGCUCUGUCAAGUUAAAACGGCAGGAGUUUCUUCUUGAAAUGGCCCAAGGAAAGGAUCAUUCCUUUCUAAAAUUGGACGACUUGGCCAGUCGACUAUUCCACAGAUAUCGCAAAGGCAACCAAGAGCAGAAAGGACAGGAGAGUGAGGGACCUCAUAUCUCUGAAUUCACCAUCAUUUGGGAUAAGCUGAUGAAAGAGUUCUUAGCCAAAGCCAAAGAAGAUUUUUUAAGAAAAUGGGAGUGUCCACCACAGAGCACAACUGGCCUGGACGACUUUGAUAGGUUCAAGACCCUGGGCACUGGCUCAUUUGGCCGAGUUAUGCUCGUCAAACAUAAAGGAACUAACCAGUUCUACGCCAUGAAGAUCUUGGACAAACAAAAAGUGGUGAAGCUGAAGCAGAUAGAACACACACUAAAUGAAAAGAGAAUACUACAGGCCGUCUCCUUCCCCUUCCUCGUCAGAUUGGAGUACUCUUUCAAGGACAACUCAAAUCUCUACAUGGUGAUGGAAUAUGUUCCCGGUGGGGAGAUGUUCUCGCACCUCAGACGCAUUGGGAGGUUCAGUGAACACCAUGCACGAUUUUAUGCAGCUCAGAUAGUACUCACUUUUGAGUACCUCCACUCACUAGACCUCAUCUACAGAGACCUGAAGCCUGAAAACCUGCUCAUAGAUCAACACGGGUACAUCCAGGUCACAGACUUUGGCUUUGCCAAAAGAGUAAAAGGCAGGACUUGGACAUUGUGUGGAACUCCUGAGUACUUGGCUCCAGAGAUCAUCCUCAGUAAGGGCUACAACAAAGCUGUGGACUGGUGGGCGCUUGGAGUCCUUAUCUAUGAGAUGGCUGCUGGUUACCCUCCAUUUUUUGCUGAUCAGCCCAUCCAGAUCUACGAAAAGAUUGUGUCUGGCAAGGUACGAUUCCCCUCUCACUUUAGCUCCGACCUGAAGGAUCUGCUGAGGAACCUGCUCCAGGUAGAUCUGACAAAGAGGUUUGGCAACCUGAAGAAUGGUGUGAAUGACAUCAAAAAUCACAAGUGGUUCUCCACAACAGACUGGAUUGCAAUCUAUGAGAGGAAGGUUGAAGCCCCCUUCAUGCCAAAGUGCAGAGGACCAGGAGACACAAGCAACUUUGACGAUUACGAAGAGGAGGACAUUCGCGUCUCACAAACAGAAAAGUGUGCAAAAGAGUUUGCUGAUUUCUAGUGAGUGGUCAAGGGUCCCGUCAGGGCUCACAUGCUUUGGGAAAUUUUUUGCACUCUUUUGAGGGUGAAGGUGGAGCUGAGACCGUCACGUGUUCAAAACAAUUGCCUAGUUCCUUCAUUCCACAAGGCUGAAUGAGGUCCUUCUUGCCAUGAUCCUCACGUGCAGUUAGCACUAACUUAUACACAGGCACAUUAUGCAGACACCCCUCGUGCUGCAAAACGAAAAUACUAGACCACGUUCUCUUCUAUUUUUCCUGUUAUGCUUUUCUUUUUCUUUUUUCUUUUGUUUGUUUUCUAUGUUUGCCACUUUAUAGAAUUUCCUUCCUCCUCUUAUUUCGAUUGAAGUGAUUAUUUGCAAAGCAAGAUGAAAAAUAAUUAUAUGCCCAUUUUACAGUGGCACAAAGAGUGAUUGAUUGUAUUAGCCGGUAUUGCACAUUUUGUGAUUUAAGUUUUGGGGAAAUAGAAGGGAUUUUUGAUUCCAGUUCCUGCCAGUGAGUUUUGCCAGUUACCGUCUGUUACAUACUUGAGUGUGUUUUAGGAUCCAAUUCAACGUUUUAUUCAUCCAACAUUUCACAUUUUAACAUUAACAAUUAGUCAACAUUUUGCUGUCCUUAAGAAGUAGAACUUUGUCCUCGUGCAUAUAGAAAUAUACAUAUAUCAGACAUAAGAUUUGAAAACACUCUGUUUUUUUUUUGUUUGUUUGUUUGUUUGUUUUUUGUGUUUUUUUUUUAAAGCAUGACCAAAACUUAAAUGAAGAAAUGGCAGUCAGUGAAGAAAAGGGUUCAAAAACACUGGAUGACCUCUUGAAUUUUCAGUGUUUGAGCAGUCGGGCAUUCAGUUCUUCAACAGUGGGGUUACAGUAGCAGAGAGUGUUGAGCCUAAUAAUGAAGCAAAAUAUGUCAGUGCUGUAUUAGUUAAUCAAUUGUAGCAUUGUUUUCCAUAUAUGGUCACGGUACAUUUCCUUUUACCUCAGCAUAUGUGUGAUAUUCUAAUGAAUAGAAUGAGAUGAUAUAUUUUUCAGGUACAAUUCUGUUUCACCAGAAAGGAAACUGAUGGGCUUUAAUCAUGUCGCUCUAUAGCUCAGUAGGUCAUGUGUCUUUGACAUGUCCAAAAAAUGAUGAAGUGUAUUGACAUGGCUUUUUUGUUAUUAUAUUGUUAAAAGAUGAAAGGUCAGUUCUAUUUUUCCAGAGGGUACAUAGUUGUGGCUGUGAAGCAGUGUUGGUCACAUGGACUGAUUGCGUCCAUUUGGGGUUGUUUCUCCGUUUUUUUUGUUUUGUUUUGUUUUUUUUUAUGCUAAAAGGUGUCUAGCAAAGCACUCUGAAGACAUUUUGUAACUGCCAUAUUUGUUUUAUUUCCAUUUUUACUCCUGCAUGUUUGUCUGUUUGUUACAUUUCAAGAGUGUCAUAACAAGCUAAUCGUGCCCUGAAAAAGUAUUCAGCUCCCAUCCUUUUUUUUUUAUUUAAUUUUUUAUUUUUCUUUAUACAUGAUAUAGUCUCACAGCUUUGGACUUUGGUGAAGUAGAUUGGCAGUGUUUAUCUGUGAGUGACAUACUCCUCUCCAUACUUCCCAUUAGAGAGAAACUAAAUAAAUAAAAGACAAGAUACCAACAUCAUCACCUUCAAGUAUUCAUUCCUCCAGGUCACUACUUAGUUCAACCACCGAUAACACCCACAGCAAUUAUAUCCCAUAGUCUUUUUACAUACUUCUGUACCCACUUUGCACACUGUGAUGGAGCAAUAUUUGCUCACUCUUCCUUGCAAAAUUGCUCAGGCUGAGUCAGGUCAGUUGGGGGAUGAUAAAGGACGGAUAUUCUGUGGUGUUGCCACAGGUUUUCAAAGGGGAAUAAGGUCAGGAUGCUGACUGGGCUCUUGAAGAAAAUUCAUUUUCUUCAUUGUAAACCACUCUGUCGAGUUAUUGUCCUGUUGAAUUACAAAUUUGUUCCCCGGUUUUAUUCUGUUUGCCGUGUUUUGGAGGAAUAGAGGUUUUUAUAGGAUUUUUCUGCACUGGGCACCUUUCAUUGUCCCGUGAAGUCGGUCACAUUGCCGUGACCGACUUGCCACUGAAAUGCAGUUGCUGCCUCUGCAAAUCCUUCACCAGUGUGGCAGGUCGACACGGUGAUUAAAGAGGUCGCCGUAUAACCAGUAUGUCACAGGAUCGAUCCCCCCCAACUGCCAAGGUGUCCAUUCUUGUCGAAGCCCUUAUUGCUCCUGCUUUUGUGAUUCUUUGAUUCCUGAGGGAGAAAUUUGUCUUCUGUGUUCCUCCCACUGGGAGGUCAGAGGCUGGUUCAAGGACAUUUCUGCAGGUCGGACACUCAGGGUUGUGGGGACUUUUUUUAUUUCUUGUUUUUUUUUUUUAACCCAUGGAGUUCAUGUUAGACCUCGGAAAACAGUGAUACAUAGGUGUUUUUUUUGUGUGGUCAUUGUGUGACAUGGUGCUCAAGGCUGUGUAGAUCACUCAAAAUAUAAAUGCAAUUUAAUCUAGUUAAAAUACAAAUUCAGAAUCUAAGACAACCAAAUGUGAAAAAAAAAUGUUUGGGGACUGAAUGCUUUUUAUGGUACUGUAUGUGGAUAUUGGCAAUGCCUGAAUUUGACCUUGUAAUGUCACAUGUUUAGUUUUGUUUUCUUAAAAGAUUGAGCACAUGAUGUGACGUUUCAUUUGGCUUUUGUUUCAUUUUAAAAGGCACAAUUGUUUCUUAUGCUAUUUUUUUAUUUAUAUCUAGAGAUGUCUGAUAAUUUUACCUUUUAAAUGUCUAAACUUGCAUAGUUCUCGGUAUGUAUGAAGAUUCCAAAUGUUUUAUCACAAAAGUGUUAUAAACAGUGAAAUAUUGGUAUAUUUAUUUGUACUUUUUUUUUCAUUUACCCUUCUAGAAAUAAACAUUCAUAUUUACCA
Messenger RNA from Myripristis murdjan (pinecone soldierfish), 4943 nucleotides. RefSeq names its product protein kinase, cAMP-dependent, catalytic, beta a (gene prkacba). The transcript has 10 exons. Gene Ontology annotation, biological process: protein phosphorylation. The record is from RefSeq and is a predicted model, not a curated record. Gene Ontology annotation, molecular function: ATP binding; cAMP-dependent protein kinase activity. Gene Ontology annotation, cellular component: nucleus; cAMP-dependent protein kinase complex; cytosol. The coding region runs from base 895 to 2055 and encodes 386 amino acids. Lineage: Eukaryota; Metazoa; Chordata; Actinopteri; Holocentriformes; Holocentridae.